Messenger RNA from Clupea harengus (Atlantic herring), 3977 nucleotides. It is a transcript of the gene tgm1l1, whose product is annotated as transglutaminase 1 like 1. Lineage: Eukaryota; Metazoa; Chordata; Actinopteri; Clupeiformes; Clupeidae. Gene Ontology annotation, biological process: peptide cross-linking. Bases 44 to 2404 code for a protein of 786 amino acids. The record is from RefSeq and is a predicted model, not a curated record. The transcript is spliced from 13 exons. Gene Ontology annotation, molecular function: protein-glutamine gamma-glutamyltransferase activity.
GAUUUAUCCCCCAAUUACACUCUCUCUCUCUUCCUCCUCCAGGAUGCCUGGAACAGCUCGCGAUGUAUCAGCGGUUGGGCGUUUCCCUGGUGUCACCCUUAGCAAUGGGGACGCUGCCCCUGAAAAAGAGAAGGUGAUGAUAGAGAAGGGGCCGGAGGAGGGAGGCUGUCACCGAUGGCUGCGGAGGAUCUGUCCGUGCUGCUGUCGUCAGAAGAGCAGCUCGUACGACAUCACACCAGGCGCGGGCACCGCGGGUAACGCAGUGGACGGUAAAGAGGAGGAGAAGCCAGCACCGCUGCCCGAACCGGCCAAGCCCCAGACUGGCGACCAAGAGCUUGAUGAGCUCCAACUGACGGUCCGCUCUGUAGACCUGCUCAGCUCCAAGUCUGGCCAGAACCGCACGGAGCAUCACACCGAUCAGUACCACGGAGACGACCUGAUUGUGCGCCGAGGCCAGACCUUCCAGAUGGAGUUUGACCUCUCGCGACCCUUCUAUGACAAGACAGAUAAGCUGCACCUAGAACUGAAGACAGGGCCCUCACCAAUGGUCUCCAAAAGAACACAUGUCAUCAUCCCAUUGGUAGAUGAGCUGGAGGACGAAGUCUGGGAGGCCAAGAUCGUGGAGCAGAACGGCAACAAGGUCAAGCUGUCCGUUAACUCCCCAGCCAACACUCUGAUUGGCAAGUACAGCAUCGCUGUGGCAACACGAUGCCCAAAGGGGGAGGCGGUCACCAUGCAUGACUCCAACAAAGAUGUCUACAUCCUCUUCAACCCCUGGUGUGAAGAGGACAGUGUGUUUAUGGACAACGAUGACGAGAGGAAUGAGUACGUGCUGAACGACACCGGGAUGAUCUACUACGGCACGGAGAAACAGAUUGGAGCUCGCACCUGGAACUUUGGACAGUUUGAUAAGGACAUCCUGCAAGCCUGCCUCUAUGUUUUGGAGAAGAGUGAUGUGCUCCCGUCCGGCAGAGGAGACACCGUCAAUGUGGUCAGAGUCAUAUCUGCUAUGAUCAACUCUCCGGAUGACUUAGGCGUUCUGGAGGGGAACUGGUCAGGGAACUACGUGGGCGGAACGUCUCCCACGGCCUGGAGUGGCAGUGUGGACAUCUUGAGGAAGUACUACCACGGGGGAGGAGCCCCCGUAAAAUACGGCCAGUGCUGGGUCUUCUCUGGAGUCACUACAACGGUGCUCAGGUGUCUGGGUAUCCCCAGCCGCAGCGUGACCAACUUCCAGUCCGCCCAUGACACCGACGUCUCCCUGACAACUGAUGUGUACUUUGACGAGAACAUGGAGUCCAUUGACUCCCUCAACUCUGACUCAGUGUGGAACUUCCACGUGUGGAACGACUGCUGGAUGGCCCGUCCCGACUUGCCCCCUGGCAUGGGCGGCUGGCAGGCGGUGGACUCGACCCCGCAGGAGACCAGUCAGGGCACCUUCCGCUGUGGCCCAGCCUCCGUCACCGCCAUUCGCACCGGCCAGGUGUACCUCAAGCACGACACGCCAUUUGUGUUCGCCGAGGUGAACAGUGAUAAGAUCUACUGGCAGCGCAACCUGGAUGGCACUUUCAGCCAAAUCCACAGUGAGAAGAAAGCUGUAGGCCACUUCAUCAGCACCAAGGCAGUGGGCUCCAGCAAACGGGAGGACAUCACACACCUGUACAAACACACAGAGGGCUCAGAAGAGGAGCGCAUCGCCGUGGAGACUGCCAGUCGCUAUGGCACCAAGCCCCACACCUAUUCCUCCCCCAUGGCUGAGGACGUGAGCGUGGAGGUGAAGCUGGAAGGGGAUGGCCCUUGCAUGGGGGCUGACGCCCAGCUCUCUAUCGUGGUGACAAACCUGAGCUCGCAGGCCCGCAGUACCAACCUUCACAGCCAGGUGGCGGUCAUGUACUACACCGGUGUGCUGAAGGGCACUGUCAAGAAGGACAAGCUGCCAGUGGAGCUCAUGCCCAAUGAAGUGAAGACCAUUAAUUGGGUCCUGCCCUACCAGCAUUAUCAGGACCAGCUGGUGGACCAGGCGGCACUGAUGCUGACCGUGUCGGGUCGGGUCGCUGAGACCCAGCAGGUGCUGGCCUCUCAAACCAGCUUCCGGCUCCGCACACCCGACAUCAACAUCAAGCCUGAAGGAGAGGCAGUGGUGGGGAAGCAGAUGUCAGCUAAGAUCACCUUCACCAACCCACUGCCGUCCACACUGCGUAAUGUGUUCCUGCGUGUGGAGGGGCUAGGACUGAGGGACCUCCACCCCAUUCAGAUAGGUGAUGUGGGCCGCCACUCCACGGUGACGGUGACGGAGCACUUCAUCCCGUCACUGGCAGGGACCAGGAAGCUGUUGGCGGCGCUUGACUGCAAGCAGCUCACGCAGGUGCACGGCGUCGCCGACAUCCAGGUGAAAGAGUGCUGAGCCAGAACUGUGAACCUGCCGCUGCGCCACUGUGCCUCUCUCACAGACACCAGACUUCCUGUCUGUGUAAGCUACAUGUCCUCAGUCUACCCCCACCCCCCUGACUUACCUACACCACCCCUCAGCAAAUCAUGCACAGUAUUAAAGUUUUAAGGUCUGUGUAGGGUCUACCUCUCAGCCUAUUGGUACAGUGCUCUACCUUUUUCUACACUCCUUCAGUGUGACUUACUGAGAUGGAGAAAGUCAAAAGUCAGAUUCUCAGUCACAUUCUCUUCUUAAACAUGACACAAGACCAGUCUUCACUAGUCUUGCAUAGCCAGAUGUACAAUAUAUUAUAAAUAUAUAUAUACGAAAUAUAUAUAUAUCUGGAGACAGCCAUGCAGAAAAUGUAAACUAAAUGUAGGCUGGGUAUAGCAUUAAUAGAAUUGAAAUGUUUAAACCACUGAAAAUCUAAAAUGAGACAUUCAUGAUUGGACAUUCUUGGAUAAAAUGACUGGAAUGUGUGGGGAAUAGGGGUGGGUAUGUAGACUCAGAGUCGUCUCCUGACUGUGAACUCUCGCCAUGCAGUGCCUAAGUCAUGUGUGGCCUGAGACCAAUGCCUUUCUUACUCUCUUUACCUUUAUAAACAUGGAACCAUUAUUAGUAUCAUUUUAACAAGCAUUUCAUGUAUUGUAGGUGACACCAAACAAAGGCUGUUGUUACCAUUUACUAGAGAUUUAUUUUAUUCUUUUAUUCGAGGAAUAUUAAGCUCCGGUUGUAUAAUAGAACCACUGAGCUGUCGUCAUGCAUCCAUAUGUGAUUCCCAUUUCAAUGCAUCUUUAAUGAACAUGAAACCCAGCACUGUUUCCGGGCUUUGAAGGGGAGAGCUGGCAGCAUCCCCUUAAGAGGAUAUAAAGUGCCUUUGUGAGCGUAAGGUAUGCUUUGUUUACUAAAGGUCCUCCAGACGGAAAGAAACAUGGCUGCAUUGAUUCUUAUUAUAAAAAUGUGGUAAUUUUCACCCUAAUUGUCUCAUUAUUAGGAUGUUUUAGACAAGGUGAUUACAAAGCAUCAUGACAAUAGCCCUGGUUGUCUUCUUAUUAGAAGUAUGGGAAUGUUUUCCACAAAGUGAUUACAAAGCGAAAUAAAAAUAGCCCUUUACUUGAUGAAAAACAGUGUUUCAAGUGCUGGUAUGCACAUGUGUAUUUCAGACUAUCUAGUAUUGCCACUUUUGUACCGACAUGUUAUGCACUGUACCAGAGGUUUGAAGCUGAGAUUUUUGCUGAUAUGUAGCCUACAUGAUCAAUGCCCUAAAACACCAGAGAAAUCCAUGGUGGAUAAAUCAUCAGGAUGACAGUAUUAAGCCCCUUUACAAGACUGUGUCUUUUUUGAUGUCACAUUUACAAAUGAUUGGUUAAUAAUUUCCGAAGGCUUGUAAUAUGUCCUGCACUUAAAAAGGUCAAAUGAAGAAAAGCAUAGAAUGCAUACUGUAGUGACGGUCCUUACUACUAAUACGAUUAUUAUUUAUCGAUGUAUUUACAUUAUUGUUGUUUGUCAAAUGCUAUAUUUUGUUGCUAAUAAAACAAGAUGUACGAUA